Molecule: messenger RNA, 2719 nt
Organism: Cololabis saira (Pacific saury)
Lineage: Eukaryota; Metazoa; Chordata; Actinopteri; Beloniformes; Belonidae
Gene: ehd4
Product: EH-domain containing 4
Exons: 8
Coding region: 157-1797 (546 amino acids)
Biological process (GO): endosomal transport; endocytosis
Cellular component (GO): plasma membrane; cytoplasm
Molecular function (GO): protein binding; calcium ion binding; GTP binding
Source: RefSeq, a predicted model, not a curated record
CACCUCAGCGAGCAAACACCCGCACAGGAGCAGCAGUGUGUCCGCGGCGCUCCGCAGCACCAGAACACGCCUCCAUCCCUCCCUCCGACCCAGCCAGCGUCCACGGAGUGUGGAAACACCGAAACAGGGAAGUCGGAGCGGCGGGGAUCAGCAGAAAUGUUCAGCUGGGUGAAGCAGGAGCAGGGAGGACGCAACAAGGAGGGAGAGAUGUACCAGACGGUGACGGAGGGCCUGCAGUCGCUCUACAGCAGGAAGCUGCUGCCGCUGGAGGAGACCUACCUCUUCCAUGACUUCCACUCCCCGGCCCUGGAGCCGGCCGACUUCCAGAGCAAGCCCAUGGUGCUGCUGGUGGGCCAGUACUCCACCGGGAAGACCACCUUCAUCAGGUACCUGUUGGAGCAGGAUUUUCCUGGGAUGCGCAUCGGUCCAGAGCCGACCACUGAUGGCUUCAUCGCGGUGAUGCACGGUGAAAACGAGGGGGUUGUCCCUGGCAACGCCCUGGUGGUGGACCCCAAGAAACCCUUCAGGAAACUCAACGCAUUUGGAAACUCCUUCCUGAACAGGUUCAUCUGCUCUCAGAUGCCCAACCAGGUUCUUCAGAGCAUCAGCAUCAUCGACACUCCUGGAAUCCUCUCUGGAGAGAAGCAGCGGAUAAGCAGAGGUUAUGACUUUGCGGAGGUACUGCGCUGGUUCGGCGAGCGGGUGGACCGGAUCAUCCUGCUGUUUGACGCCCACAAACUGGACAUCUCUGAUGAGUUCUCCGAGGCCAUCAGAGCGCUGAAGGGACAAGACGACAAGAUCCGGGUGGUCCUGAACAAGGCUGACCAGGUGGACACCCAGCAGUUGAUGAGAGUCUAUGGCGCCCUCAUGUGGUCACUGGGGAAGGUGAUCAAUACUCCGGAGGUGGUGAGGGUUUACCUGGGCUCCUUCUGGGCCAAACCGCUGCAGAACACCGAGAACAGGCGCCUGUUUGAGGCGGAGUCCCAGGACCUGUUUCGGGACAUCCAGAGUCUUCCCAGGAAUGCUGCGCUCCGUAAACUCAACGACCUCAUUAAGAGAGCGAGGCUGGCCAAGGUGCACGCUUACAUCAUCAGCUACCUGAAGAAGGAGAUGCCCUCUCUCUUUGGGCGGGAAAAGAAGAAGGAGGAGUUGAUCAUGAGGCUGCCGGAGAUCUACUGCAUCCUGCAGAGGGAGCACCACAUCAGCCCCGGAGACUUCCCCAACGUCACCAAGAUGCAGGACAUGCUGCAGCACUACGACUUCAGCAAAUUCCCAUCCCUGAAGGUGAAGCUGAUCGAGUCCGUGGAUAAGAUGCUGGCUACAAAGAUUGCGGUUCUGAUGUCGAUGAUCCGGGAGGAAGAGUCUAAGCAGCCUCCGGCCAUGGUGUCGGGCGGCGCCUUCGAGGGCUCCCAGGACGGGCCGUUCGGUCAGGGCUACGGCGAGGGCAUCAGCGCCGGGGCUGACGCCGAGGACUGGAUCGUAUGCCGAGAUAAGCACCGCUAUGAUGAGAUCUUCUACACGCUGAUGCCCGUCAAUGGGAAGAUAACCGGCGUCAACGCCAAGAAGGAGAUGAUGAAUUCGCGACUGCCCAACACCGUGCUGGGAAAGAUCUGGAAACUGGCCGACUGCGAUCGGGAUGGCAUGCUGGACGAUGAGGAGUUCGCGUUGGCCCAGCACCUCAUAAAGAUCAAACUGGAGGGCUACGAGCUGCCCACCGAGCUGCCCCUCCAUCUUAUUCCUCCGGGCCACCGCAAAAACCCCACGGCAGAGUCCCUAUACAACCACAUGGAGGACUAGAAGAGACUGGUAGAGCUGGGAAGAUGUCUAGAUGUAGAAACCCAGCACUGGUCAAGAAGGACGGUCAAAAAUCCAACUUUUAUCAUCAGAAGAGUUUAGUUACUCAGCUUUGUAGCUGCAGCAAAGACACGAAAGAAGAAAAGCAACAAACUCUGGUUUUGUUUGGACUCUUAUUUUGAAAAGUCCUCUUUAUCUUCUGGAAAAUACUUUGUGCCUUAACCUUUCUUGAUAUAUGCCUUUGGAUAAAAGUUGAGGUUUUUAUGUGUGAGGUUUAUUCAUAUCCCUGCUCUGAUAACAGACAUUAGAUCUCCUGAAAGUCUGUUCUAGUCAUGUAAAGACGAACACGCACAUUAGUGUUUAAUUCAAUGACUUUAUUAACGUCUUAAGUAGCAUUGUUGACAUUCCUUAGUGCUUUAAUAGAAAACUUGCCAAAGAAACAAAAGAUUGACAUUUGUCCUUUUUUCAAUCAUUGUAUGCAUUUUAUGCCAAUAUAUCACAAAUCCCUCACGUACUUCUGUUGGUCAUCCUUAAUCUUGAAAGGAUUUUUUCUUCUUUUUAAUUUCAAUAUGCACUGAUAUUAAACAGAGAAGCCUUGAAACCCCUGUGUCAUUGACAUGGAAACCCAGGUUUGAUGUAUGUCCACCUUCUGUGUUCAUUUAUGUGUUGAUUUCUUUGCCUCACAUCAUAAAUUCAUGUUUGAAGCAGUCAGAGCUCAAAAAUCCAUCAACAUCCACCAUUCAACCUUAUAAAUUGCCUUUUAUUAAUAGGGAUAUAUGAAAAACUGAAAUAAAGCUGGUUAUAAAGUAAGAAUGUCCCAGGAAAUAGUGGAACUGGAACCAGCAAAUGAUUCUGUAUAAAAUGGCUGAACUUGUUAAUCAAUUAAAUGAAAACGUAUGUGAUUAAAGUAUUUCUGAUCAUCUAA